Epinephelus lanceolatus (giant grouper) is the source of this 5493-nucleotide messenger RNA. It is a transcript of the gene lats1, whose product is annotated as large tumor suppressor kinase 1. The record is from RefSeq and is a predicted model, not a curated record. Gene Ontology annotation, molecular function: protein serine/threonine kinase activity; ATP binding. Gene Ontology annotation, biological process: regulation of organ growth; positive regulation of apoptotic process; G1/S transition of mitotic cell cycle. Lineage: Eukaryota; Metazoa; Chordata; Actinopteri; Perciformes; Serranidae.
UGUUGUACUUGUCAUUCAGACAUCCCAGGAAUUCAACGCGACUAGGAACAAGCCAGCUUGUCACAACAAGGACAUUUUAAGUUAAAAUCGCGUCCUUGUCGCCGAAAAAGGGUCAAGGAAAUAUCGUUCGUUGUCAAAAUAGGACAAGUAUCGAGGAAAGCGGCGGCUACUGUCACUGUGCAGUGUGGUACAUAGAGGAGGACACAAACCAUUAACGACAAGACAAGCAGCAUGCAAAUGUGAAAGCAGACAUCAGAGACACCUGCUACCCUGUGCUGCAACCCUGGACUGAGUGACAUCCUCUUCAUCCCCUUCAUCGUCAUCAUACAUGCUCUUACAUGAAGAGAGGGGAGAAACCCGAAGGAUACAGACAGAUGAGACCCAAAACUUUCCCCACCAGCAACUACAGUGGCAACAGCCAACAGAUGCUGCAGGAAAUACGGAACAGCCUGCGCAACUUGUCCAAACCCUCGGACCCACCUAAAGUGGACAUCGGAGGAGCUGGAAAAAUGCCUCCGGAGGACCCGAGGCAACAGGGGCGCAGCAGCAACCCCAAACACCCCUAUCACAAGGCCUUACAGGAGAUCCGCAAAUCCUUGUUGCCUUUUGCCAACGAGCCCAGCACUUCAGGCCCUGAGGUGAACAAACACAUGUUGCUGGAACCCCCCUGCGCUGGCUUUGACGAGAGCAACAGUCGCAGUAUGGGGGCAGUUAUAGACUACACGGGUAAGGUGAGCUACCAGGACCCCAUGAGAGAACAGAUGGCUGUUGCCAACCCUAACACUACAGGCAUAAAAGCCCCAGGACCUUCUCAUAUCCAGCAGGCUGUGCUAAGGCGGCCGAGCUGGAAAGGCUCUAAGGAGUCUUUGGCUCCUCGACAUGUUCCUCUCAUGGUGGAUGGAAUGAUGUACCGCUCAGACAGCCCCGGACCACCUCCGGCCUUCCCACAGGGUCACCCCGCUAACAGCCAGAGAGUCAAUCCUCCACUGCCGCCUCAGGUGCGCAGUGUUACACCUCCACCAAACCGCGGUGCCAUGCCUCCCACAUCGUCCUGGGACAGCAACCCAUCAACCAAGCGCUACUCCGGCAACAUGGACUACCUUGUGCCUCGAAUCUCUCCAGUACCCCAGGGGAACUGGCCUGAUGGGUACCAGUCGUCAGCGCCUCAGAAUCAGCGUGGGAUCAGCCCAGUGCCUGUUGGCCACCAGCCCAUCAUAAUGCAGAGCUCUGGGGGGAAUAAGUUCACCUUUCCCCCCAGCUGGUCUCAGAAUGGCUCCCCUCAGUCUGACUACAUGACGGGGAGCAGCAGACAGCCUCCUCCUCCGUACCCGGUUAACCAGAGCAGCCGGCACAGUCCCACUGACCAGCAGAUGCAGUCAGGAGGACCUGCAUCCUCUCCCUCUUAUGUCAAUGGUGGAAACAUCCCUCAGUCCAUGAUGGUUCCCAACCGGAACAGUCACAACCUUGACAUGUACAACCUAGGUCCUCCUCAGUCCUGGUCCCAGGCUCCUCUGAACCCCAACCAGUCCCAAUCUUCCUCUGGCAACAGCAGCAACCAGGAUCUGUCCCCAUCUUGGCAGCACAACGUGCCGGUGCGCUCUAAUUCCUUCAACAACCACCAGCUAAACAGCAGACAGGCCCACCAAUCCAGUUCCCAGCCCUCUGCCACCACGGUCACCGCCAUCACCCAGGCUCCCAUCCUGCAGCCAGUCAAAAGCAUGCGUGUCCAGAAGCCCGAGUUACACACUGCUGUUGCUCCCACACACCCUCCGUGGAUGCAGCAGCCUCCACCGCCUCCAGCUGCACCUGCUUACCCAGAACCCCCAGCCCCUGUGCCUCAGAUUCCCAUUGUAGCAGAAGUCCCCAGCUACCAGGGCCCCCCUCCACCCUAUCCUAAGCAUCUCCUUCAGCAGCAGGCUGCACCCUGCCCCCCUGCCUACGAUCCAGGGGCCAAUAAGCUUGGCACAGGCAGAGAGGAGCCCGCCGAGGAGGAGAGCGGCGGCGGUGACAGCUCCCGAGACAAGACGACGGAAAGCCCUGAAAGCACGGCAGCGAUGGAGAAGGAGAAGAAGCAAAUCACGACAUCGCCUGUUCCUGUCCGCCGCAACAAGAAAGACGAAGAGCGGAGAGGGGAGUCUGGAAGAAUCGCACUGUACUCUCCCCAGGCCUUUAAGUUCUUCAUGGAGCAGCAUGUGGAGAACAUCCUAAAGAACCAUCAGCAGAGGAUUAGGAGAAGAAAACAGCUGGAAAGUGAGAUGCAAAGGGUGGGUUUGUCUUCAGAAGCUCAGGAGCAGAUGCGCAUGAUGCUCUGCCAGAAGGAGUCCAACUACAUCCGGCUAAAGCGAGCCAAGAUGGACAAAUCCAUGUUCAAACGAAUCAAGACCCUCGGAAUCGGAGCCUUCGGCGAGGUGUGCUUGGCCAGGAAAGAGGACACCGGAGCGCUGUACGCCAUGAAGACGCUCCGCAAGAAGGACGUGCUGCUGAGGAACCAGGUGGCCCACGUCAAGGCCGAGAGAGACAUCCUGGCCGAGGCCGACAAUGAGUGGGUCGUGCGUCUCUACUACUCUUUCCAAGACAGGGACAACCUAUACUUCGUCAUGGAGUACAUCCCCGGAGGAGACAUGAUGAGCCUUCUCAUCCGGCUCGGCAUCUUCAGAGAAGAGCUGGCCCAGUUCUAUAUCGCAGAGCUCACCUGCGCUGUGGAGAGCGUCCACAAGAUGGGCUUCAUCCACCGAGACAUCAAGCCUGACAACAUCCUCAUAGACCGGGACGGACACAUAAAGCUGACGGACUUCGGCCUUUGCACUGGCUUCCGCUGGACGCACGACUCCAAGUAUUACCAGAGUGGUGACCAUGUGAGGCAGGACAGCAUGGACUUUAGUAAGGAAUGGGAAGACCCGGCUAACUGCCGCUGUACAGACCGCCUGAAGCCUCUGGAGAGGAGAAAGGCCCGGCAACACCAGCGGUGUUUGGCACAUUCACUGGUGGGGACGCCAAACUAUAUAGCACCAGAAGUGCUGCUCCGAACAGGAUACACCCAGCUCUGUGAUUGGUGGAGUGUUGGUGUCAUCUUGUAUGAGAUGGUUGUCGGACAGCCUCCCUUCCUAGCGACCACGCCCCUGGAGACACAGAUGAAGGUGAUAAACUGGAAGAGCAUGCUGCACAUUCCCCCACCAGCCAAGCUCAGCCCCGAGGCGUCGGACCUCAUCGUCAAAUUGUGCCGCAGCCCCGAGGACCGCCUCGGCAAGAACGGCGCAGACGAAAUCAAAGCUCAUCCUUUCUUCAGGACCAUCGACUUCUCCAGCGACCUGCGGCAGCAGGCGGCGCCGUACGUCCCCACCAUCGCUCACUCCACAGACACCUCUAACUUCGACCCCGUGGACCCGGAUAAACUCUGGAGCAGCGACAGUGACGGCGAGGACAACCUCAACGACACCCUCAACGGCUGGUUCCGCAACGGCAAGCACCCCGAGCAUGCCUUCUACGAGUUCACCUUCCGCCGCUUCUUCGACGACAACGGCCACCCGUACAGCUGCCCCAAACCCAUCGAGUACGAGGGUUACAACGGGGACGAGGCGGACUCAGAGGGCUCGGUGCAGGAGGCGGCGGGUAGUUCAGCGACUCAGGGCCGAGACCUGGUCUACGUGUAGCACCUGGGUCCAGCUGAGCUGUUUGUACAUAACAAGUUUGUGGAGGUUGUUUGUGUGUGUGUGAGAAGGGGAACGCAACGGUACGGCGUUUAAAUCCUCCAACAUAGGAAAGUAUGUUUGUAGGAGCAGUCAGAAUGCUCUGCAGCACAUUAACAGACUUUGAUAUCGAAACUCUAAGAGCCUGUUUACAUCUGGUACUAACAUGCUUAACAGUGAUCCUAGCACUUUUGAUCAGAUCACUCAAUACGCAUGUUGAUGCCAGAUAUGUUCACACUACAAAUUAAAGGAAUAGUUUGGCAUUUUGGGAAACAUGCAUAUUAAUUUUCUUGCUAAGAGUUACAGACUCUCAGACAGAUUCGACUCCCAUGUUUGUACGAUAAAUAUGAAGCUACAGCGAGCAGGGAGGUUCUGCUAGGUAGAUUUUUUUACCUUUGGACAGAGCCAGGCUAAUUGUUUUCCCUCGCUUCCAGUGUUUAUGCUAAGCUAAGCUAACUAGCCGUUAGCUCCAGCUUCAUAUUGACCAGAGCUGUAUCGAUAGACUCGUCUGACUCUGCAAAUGAGCAUGUUUUCCCAAAAUAUCUCCUUCAACAUGUAAAAGGUACAUUAUACGAUGUUUGCUGCCAGAGGAACAGAAAGCAGAAUAAAAUCAGGUGCUCUCUCUUCGACAACUUACCGCAAACUCCCCUUAAAGCCUUAAUUUAUUUAAGAAAGUUGUAACUGGUGACGCUAGUGUAGAUGCUGUUUGAGUGUGGGAAUUUUUUGUCGUUGGAAUUACAUUUAUCGGUUAAAAAGAAAAAAUUGUCUUAAUUUAUAUUUUAAUGUCUGUUGCAAUUGGGGAUUUAGUGUCGUGACUCAUAGAAAUUUGCAGGGAUAAAUUGCUCUAAUUAUUCAUUGCUGUGCCUUUUUGAUUUUUUUUUUUUUUUUUUUUUUUUUUUUUAAAUCUUUCACCAAAUAUAAAGAGGGUUAAUAAUCAGACUGGCAUUUAAAAAAAAUGAGAGUAGCAGUAGCUGAUUGAACUACAGUAGGUUUUUGUUUUAUUUUUCUAAUUUAUACCUAAAAAUGUAUUUAUAAAUUAACUUGUAUACAGUUGAUGUAAAUAUUUUUCUUCUCCCUGUCGGCUGAUUUUUUGUUUUCUUAGGGCAGGCCCUCAUCAGUGUCCACUACUGCUGCCUUCUGUUGUGAUGUCGUGUGCUUUUCAGUUUCUCAUACACCCCGAAAUACCUACAAACACUAACUCACAGGACUCUGAAUAGAUUUAAUUAUAUUUGUUUAACUAAACUUCUUACAACGCCAUUCAGACUUCAUGCUCGUCUCUCAACCAAAGCACUAAAUAGGUGGGUUUUAAUUUUUAUUUUUUGCAACAACCCACAUGUAGAAAAUAUCGAUCACAAGACUGUGAAAUGAGUUUGUGUCAUUAUUAACACUAUCAACCAGCUUCUAGGCACCUCACCACUUCAUGUAGCACUCAUCCCACUCUUAUAGCGUAAAACCCAGUUCCUGUCUUACUUCCUGUCUUCCAGAUCACUACAGCUGACUGUUGUGUUGACUUUAUCAUGUUUCUGUACUGAUUUUAAAAUAAGAAAAACUGGAUCGAUGGACUGACGGUGGAGAGAGAUGCUCUCCAUCACAUAUCACGAUGACUUUGUAACCCGCUGUACUUUUUCUUUGUGUUUAGGAAAAGAUCUCUGAAUGUAGUUAUGGACUUCAUGGUGACCACUGGCAUUCUGCACUGGUUUUGUGUUUUCAUUGUAAGUGAGAGAAUUUUAUUUUUGUGUACAUUGUUGCUCCGGCAGGUUGGGUACAGGGGAGAGGGUGAUAAAUAAAGAAUGUAAAGAGCAAAACA